AUGUCCCUGAUUCUCACUCUCACUCUGCUUCUCUCUGUGCCAUUGGCUCAUGGCGCACCUCGGUUCUACCAUCGCGGCUGGUUGCGGCUGCUGAAGGAAGGGGACAGCUGUGGAGAGUGCAGGCUGGACUUGUGCCCUGCAGCACCCUCUAACUGCCCGGCGGGCGUGGUACUGGACGAGUGUGGAUGCUGUAAGGAGUGUGGGAAUGUGGAGGGGCAGAUCUGUGACCCCGAUGGAAAGCAGCGCUUCUACGGGCGAUGCGGAGAGGGCUUGGAGUGUGGAAAAGACUCCAGCAGGACCCCAGAGCCGCAGUGUAUGUGUCUCUCUAGGGAGACUGUGUGUGGCUCUGACGGCAGGACCUACGAGAACGAGUGCAGGCUCCGGGAGGCCAGCAACGGGGGAGUGGCCAACCUGAGCCUCAAACAACGGGGCCCGUGCUCCACAGUUCCCCUGAUCUCUCGCGCACCUCGAGACUUGCAGAACUACACAGGCAAUGACAUUGUUUUUGGUUGCGAGGUAUCGGCUUACCCCAUGGCUCACGUGGGAUGGAGGAAGAAGGGGAAGGAGACCUUCCUGCCUGGAGAUGAUGCUCACAUCUCAGUUCAGGUACGAGGAGGACCUCAGCGAUAUGGGAUCACCGGCUGGCUGCAGAUUCAAGGUGUCAAGAAGUCUGACGAGGGUGUGUAUACCUGCUACACCCGCAAUGCUUAUGGAGAGGCCUAUGCCUCGGCUAGCCUCCGAGUGAUUGAUCAAGACAUCACAUCCUCAAUGAUGAAAGUGAGGGUUGGCAGCCAGACCUCUAAUUACCUUGAGGAGGAAGAGGAAGAGUUCUUCGAUGAUACAGAGGAGGGGGAGGACGAUGGGGAUUAUGAGUCAGGACAGUACCCCGAAUAA
Polyodon spathula (Mississippi paddlefish) is the source of this 894-nucleotide messenger RNA. Its product is annotated as kazal-type serine protease inhibitor domain-containing protein 1-like. Gene Ontology annotation, cellular component: extracellular region. Gene Ontology annotation, molecular function: insulin-like growth factor binding. Lineage: Eukaryota; Metazoa; Chordata; Actinopteri; Acipenseriformes; Polyodontidae. The transcript has 4 exons. Gene Ontology annotation, biological process: regulation of cell growth; regulation of signal transduction. The record is from RefSeq and is a predicted model, not a curated record. The coding region runs from base 1 to 894 and encodes 297 amino acids.